AAACGGCCGCAUGGAGAAAAACAAUGUGGAUUUAUUUAAAAACAAUUGAAAUGAAUUAAAAACCCUCGCCCUCUCCUCCUCCCUGCCUACCUCUGUUUAUCGUCUUCCUCGUUUCUCUCGAAAUGAAGGCGUCUCUCAAGGGCAGAUACGACUUGGACAAGAGCAGCGCCGCUGCUACACUAGCCGUUAACGCCGGCGAUGUUAAGCUCCGAGCCACCAUGACGGACGCCACCGUCGUUAAAGGCCCCAGCUUAAACGGCUUGGCUCUUGGCAUCGAGAAGCCCGGCUUCUUCAUCGUUGACUACAACGUUCCCAAAAAGGACUUCAGGUUCCAAUUCAUGAAUAGAGUGAGGAUUGCGGACAAACCCUUGGAUUUGACUUACAUUCAUCACCGAGGUGAUAAUAGGACAAUAUUGGAAGGUACUUUCGUUUUUGAUUCUGCUAACAAGUUGUCAACAAAUUACAUGCUUGGUACACCCAAUUGUAAGUUGAAGUAUACAUAUGUGCACGGAGGGAUUACUUCGUUUGAGCCAUGCUAUGAUUUGGCGAAGAAUUCUUGGGAUUUUGCUGUUUCUCGGAAGGUUUAUGACGAUGAUGUAUUUAAGGCUACUUAUCAGACAUCGAGCAAGGCUUUGGGUAUGGAGUGGUCGAGGAAUUCCAAAUUGAACGGAUCUUUCAAGAUAUCAGCGUCCCUCAACCUGGCCGAGGAACUGAAAAUGCCAAAACUAAGUGCGGAGAGUCAAUGGAACUUUGAGAUGUGACUUGGUUUUGGAUAAUCUCCAAUGUGUUCGGUUGGCCUGGUUUUCGGAUCAGGUAUUUAGGAAAACAGCUCUGUCUUGGCUGCAUUCUUGAGAUAUGCUUAAGCAUUAUCUUGUACUAUUUGUUUAUAAUCAAGCUGGUAAGCUGUCUACCAGGCAUAAACAGUUCAAUGAAAUUGUCUAUCAAACAACUUCCCUUGAUGAAUUAUGAAACUAAUUUCACUA
This is a messenger RNA of Carica papaya (papaya), 983 nucleotides long. RefSeq names its product outer envelope pore protein 24A, chloroplastic-like. The record is from RefSeq and is a predicted model, not a curated record. Gene Ontology annotation, biological process: regulation of monoatomic ion transmembrane transport. NCBI's taxonomy places the organism in Eukaryota, Viridiplantae, Streptophyta, Magnoliopsida, Brassicales, Caricaceae. Gene Ontology annotation, molecular function: voltage-gated monoatomic cation channel activity.